This is a messenger RNA of Symbiodinium sp. CCMP2592, 924 nucleotides long. The record is from the annotation of a GenBank genome assembly. NCBI's taxonomy places the organism in Eukaryota, Dinophyceae, Suessiales, Symbiodiniaceae.
AUGCCAGCUUUGCCAGUGCUCUGUCGGGAGGUCAUUGCUGAGACACUUCGUGAUUCGGUGAUACCCCGAGAUUCCGGUCAGGCGGAUGUCUGGACAGCUUUCCGCUUCGAUGGCUUCCUCACCUUAGCGGCGAUGCGUGCCCUGAUGAUGCUCUUCUUUCUCGUUGCCGUCAUCGCCGUGGCUCUGUGGAGGGUGGUGGAUGUGGCAGAUCCCGAACCGGAGCCAGAUGACAGCAAGUGCCAGAAGAUCGAGUCCCUUCAACAGCAGCCACUCAUUGCCAUUGACAAGUUGUUGAGCACAGAGGAUCGGCUUUCGGCAGAAGACUGUCCCGAGACCUCUCUUCAAGGUUUGCCUCCGAACUUGCCUGGGAUCUGUCCGCCUUACAUGAAAGCGGCACAAGGAGCCCGCUUGUCUGUCGCGCUGCCGAUCACAGAACUGGGUUGCGACGUGCUCGGUCUGGGGGCCUCUCUUGCGCUGAGGGGGCCGCCGACUCGUCUACUGACCGCGAAUCUGCAUCUCGAAGGAUCGACUCGCACAUUGGAGCUGCGAGAGCAGGAGCCUGGAUGCAAAGGAGCUGAAGGAGGUCGCAUCCUUCUGACGAUCACCUCGGACCUGGCGCUUUGGAAGGGUCGAGUUCGAGAAGGAGAGUACCUUGGAACCUUGGAGCCUGCACCGCUCGGAGGGAGCGAGUCUCGGCGUCGCCUGUUGCUGCAGCGCAAGGGAGCAAAGCCAGAUUUGCUCGUGUCGACUUCGGGCUCGGGACGCGUGGAACUGGGCCUGCUGCCUUCGGGGCGCCUGGUGGCCAUAGCUGCUCUGGGACAUGGUCAGACAUCUCUGUCGCUGACGGUAAAGGCAGGCGUCGAUGCCGUCUAUGCGCUGGGAUGUCUGCUCGCGGUCAUCACCUUUGAAGUUUCCAAGAGUUAG